ACUUUCACCGAGUUAAAUCCGCUCUUCAGGUAUUUUCCUCCGAAUUUAUAAUAUAGAGCAAAACGAUUGGUUCCAUACUGAGCAAGAAUCGGUUAUAAGAUUGAUAAAAAACAAUUUUGAAAUCUUCGAUUAUAGAUCAGUAAUAGAACUGCAAUUCUUGCAUGGCUUUUAACCCUUUGCAGAAACAUCGACGUAUUAUAUUCAAAACAAUACAUAAUUCAAUUAAUAUGAAGAAUAGACUUAUUGAGAAAAGGAAUUUGAAAUAAAAUUACUAAUGUAUUUUCACAAUAAAAUUUCAGAGAUUUUUUUUUCUACCAAUCUAAUCGUUCCAUCUACAUAUCUAUGAUGUAGGCGUAUAAUGUUAAAGUUAUAAAUUGAUUUUAAGUAUUUAAUUUGUUUUAAUGAUAACUAUGUGAAGAUAAAUCAACAAUAUUGUAGGACUAAACCGCGUAUGUAAUUUUUUUUAUUUUUGAGGUGGAGAAGUAUUUCACAUUAAUUCAUCAGUCAAUCAAUCAAGUUAAUAAAUUUCACAUUAAUAAGGUCUAUGUAUAAUAUAGAUAAAAUUACCUACAUUAAUCAUACUGUAAACAAAACCGUGGUCAUUGUCUUUAAUACUUUAGGAAAUAGAGCCAACAAAAUGAUGUUUUUAGAGCCAAAAAUGUGUUUUUCCUUACUGUAAAGAUAUCAUUAACUUUUUUGUAUCAAAGCCAUUAAUUAUCAAAUUGCAACGUAAACGUAGCACAGUGAUAAACAAAUUUCGAUUUCCCUUUAACCAUGGCCGUUAUGAUAGGGUUUUCAUUUAAUUAUUCUAUUGAAGUCAAUUGAGUAUCCGCUCGUGCGGCAGUGUAGUUUGAAUACGAACUGAUAACAGCCGUGUUUGUAUCACAAAAAUGUAGAAAUCGUUUUUAAAUCUUGGAAAACAGCUCAUGUGUGCGGUGUAUUUAUUCGGUAGAGGAACAGUUUAUUUGAGUGUUUUAUAUAGAAGUAACAAAGCUUUCGUUAAGUGUUAAUAUUUAAAAAUAGAAUACUUUUGGUUCACAAUAUAGUUCUGUUUCGAGUAAAAGAACGGUGUCGUUUUUCAAAAAGGGAAGUGUUAGCAAUGGCUUCGAGGGUGCUUGGUUUCUGGCGUCGGUCGCUACAGCGGCGGCCAGUGUUGACCAACACGGCUGUGUACGCGGCCUUCUACACUGCCGCCGAACUCUCCCAACAGACUUUCAACAAGAUCUAUUCGCCAGAAAAACCCGAACUGGAUCUUGCUUCGGCAGCGCGCAUCGUGUCGGUUGGCAGCUCCGUAUACGCACCAACGCUUUAUUUCUGGUACAAAUUCUUAGACAGCAAAUUCGCGGGGAACGCGCUGAAGGUAGUGGCGACCAAAGUGUCUGCCGAUCAGUUUCUCAUGACUCCUGUUUUGCUGGCUACAUUUUUUACCCUCUUGGGAGUGUUAGAGCGAAGAGAGGACGUAUUUGAGGAACUUCGUGAGAAGUACUGGAAGACGUUUAUCGCGAACCAGACGUUCUGGAUACCGGCGCAGACCAUCAACUUUUUCUUCAUGCCUCCACAUUUGCGCGUGGUGUACGUGGCGUCCACCUCGUUCAUAUGGAUCAAUGUGUUGUGUUUCAUAAAGCGACAGAAAUCUGAGAAGCAGCUUGAAUAAUGUGAAUAGUUUUUUUGUAUUUAUUGAUAGUCUAAGAUUAAUAGUAGGUAGUAGGUACAAUGUAAUCGGGUGUAAGAGUCAAAUAUUAAGUUUACAGAGGUGAAGAUUGUAUUAGAAAAAAUCUUGUUUGAAAUCUCUGAUUCCCUAUUCUUUUCUUUUCCUUCGCAAUAUCAAUUGUUUAGGAUUUUAUUUGGUCAAAUAUAACAUUACUCAGCUCUAUCUUUUUUGUUAUCGUAUUUGUUGUGAUUUUGUAUUCUCUUGUUUUUCAAAAUGCUUCCACCAAUUUGUGUAGUACCUGCAUGUGUGACUUCGAAUAAUGUGACGUAUGUUUAAAUCUAUUGAAUAAAUCUGUAUUUUGUAUA
This is a messenger RNA of Manduca sexta (tobacco hornworm), 2016 nucleotides long. RefSeq names its product mpv17-like protein. The transcript has 5 exons. The record is from RefSeq and is a predicted model, not a curated record. Gene Ontology annotation, cellular component: membrane; cytoplasm. NCBI's taxonomy places the organism in Eukaryota, Metazoa, Arthropoda, Insecta, Lepidoptera, Sphingidae. Bases 1100 to 1654 code for a protein of 184 amino acids.